UGUGAUGCAUAGAGGUGAUAAGUAAAUUUUUGAAUCUGAAAACGCACGGCGGCGGCAUUUGUAGACGAACAAAGGCAGGCCAGAAAUAGAUUUUCUCGAUUUCUUUCCUCAGCAUCCUAUUCUAUAUGAACCCAAAAGACCUUUUUGAAUUCUGAAAGCAAUUCCACCUUUUCAUUUCCGACAAUUUGGAAGCUUUAUAUCAGAUGGUUCUAUUUCUGGGCACAGUUCGCCCUUCUCCUUCUCUAUCCUGUUUUGCCCUUUACAGACGCCAAAUCUUGCGCAAAAGUUCUGCCAUUUCGGUUCCCAUAAAUGUGUUCUCUCCCUUCAGACGAAUCUUUCAGGCUUCGCUUCAAACUAAUUCUACAAAUGAGGAUGCUGGAUUUCAGUUACCUGCCAACCAAUCAGAAAUCAUAUUUAUGGGGACAGGAACCAGUGAAGGGGUUCCACGUGUGAGCUGCCUGACAAAUCCUGUAAAGUUAUGUCCGGUUUGCUCAAAAGCUGUGGAACCAGGUAAUAAAAAUAGAAGACUCAACACAAGCAUCCUUAUUCGUUAUCCUGGGGCCUCUGGAAGAUGUAACAUUCUCAUAGAUGCUGGAAAGUUCUUCUAUCACAGUGCCCUCCGAUGGUUUCCUACAUUUGGGAUAAGAACACUUGACGCUGUUAUUGUUACUCAUUCUCAUGCUGAUGCAAUAGGAGGCCUUGAUGAUCUUCGUGAUUGGACAAACAAUGUCCAGCCCCACAUUCCAAUUUAUGUGGCCCAGCGCGAUUUUGAGGUGAUGAAGAAGACACAUUAUUACUUGGUGGAUCCAAGUGUCAUUUUACCCGGUGCUGCAGUCUCAGAAUUGCAAUUCAAUAUCAUACAUGAGGAGCCAUUUGUUGUCCAUGAUCUAAAGUUUACCCCUUUACCAGUAUGGCAUGGUCGUGAUUAUCGUUCCCUUGGAUUUCGUUUCGGUAACAUUUGUUACAUUAGUGAUGUUAGCGGGAUACCUAAAGAAACUUAUCCACUUUUGAAGGACUGUGAAAUCCUGAUUCUGGAUGCUUUAAGGCCAGAUCGGUCUUCUUCAACACAUUUCGGACUUCCAAGGGCUUUGGAGGAGGUACGGAAAAUCCAACCAAAGAGAACACUUUUCACUGGUAUGAUGCAUUUGAUGGAUCAUGAAAAAGUGAACGAUUAUCUUAAGAAACUGAUGGAGACAGAGGGUCUUGAUGUACAACUGAGCUAUGAUGGACUCCGCAUACCAGUAACGCUCUAGCCUCUUCCCUUUAGACUGGCCUCUAUUCUACAUGGCCUAUUUUUUUCCCUUGAUAAAACCAAGCUUUGAAUUUCAUAAUUCAUUUGAUCUUUAUUGAGAUCAUGUAGCAUCCGUAUGGAAUUAGUAUCCGCGUUUUAGCUCUUGCGCAGUUUGCUUCCGAUGUACUUCAUGAUUUGUUAAGAUGGCAAUCAUUUGAAUCUGAAUAAAACCAUUCAUC
This is a messenger RNA of Juglans microcarpa x Juglans regia, 1470 nucleotides long. Its product is annotated as putative hydrolase C777.06c. The record is from RefSeq and is a predicted model, not a curated record. NCBI's taxonomy places the organism in Eukaryota, Viridiplantae, Streptophyta, Magnoliopsida, Fagales, Juglandaceae. The transcript has 12 exons. Bases 204 to 1253 code for a protein of 349 amino acids.